Molecule: messenger RNA, 2310 nt
Organism: Ceratitis capitata (Mediterranean fruit fly)
Lineage: Eukaryota; Metazoa; Arthropoda; Insecta; Diptera; Tephritidae
Exons: 5
Coding region: 1019-1639 (206 amino acids)
Source: RefSeq, a predicted model, not a curated record
UUUAAAAUAUGAAAUUAAUCAUGCAUUAAACACAUACAUAUUUCUUCACAGAUAGCUACGCAAAAACGCAAUAGAUGAAUAAUUAAAGAAUAAUGCAUAUACAAAGCGCGAGUUUUGAGAAUUUGAAAAAACCACCGUCUUACUGAGAUACGUGCUUGCAUGCAUAAUUAGUGUAAGAAUAAGUGGCAACAGGAAAAGUGAAGAUGCGAUGUUAAAAGAGUGCAGAGAAAAAAGGAUAUCAUAAUUCAUGAUAUCAAAACACCAACCAAACACUCAUUUAUGAUUACAAAUUGACGUCAAACAAAUGCUUCAAACGGUAAAUGGAAUGUGAGUGAUUCAAAGUCAACAUUAACUACAGUUACAACUACAACUCAACUUUUGAUUGAAGUGAAUACUGUGAAGAAAGAAAUUAGCGAUUGCAAUCGAGUCAGUUUACGACACUUAAAAGGGUUGAAUACAACAGUGCUGUAGAGGACUAACUUUCUAUCAAUAGUGUGUGUGUAACUGUGUGUAUGUGUGAUGUUUCAACAUUGUGUUUUUGUUAUGUAAGCUAUUCAUGCUUUAACAGUUUAAAAUGUCGUUGUCGUAAGGAUAACACUUGAACAGUGAAGUGGCGAAACAAAAGGAAACAUUGAAGCACUUGUUGCUACUGCAUGAGUAUAUAGUGCAAGAAAAACAAAAAAAAAAAAAACAAAAAAAAAAACAAAAAAAUACUACACAGAAAAUACGAAAACCAUAUUAAUGGCGGUGAUUGUAUAUAAAUCGAGACUCAGCGCGCGAUUCGCAUCAAUUUGGUGUUGACCGUCGCGUACUUAAGAGGCCUCGACUUGACAUGUAAUGGAAACGGAAGUACUCGUAUUCAAAACGCAACAGUAUAACAAACAAAAAUUAAUUUGAAUACACCCAUAUAUAUUGUACGAGUAUAUACGGAAAAUCGAGUGUGAGUGUGCCUUUCAUUGACUAAAAGUGUAGAAGCGAGAAGCACAUUUAAAAAGGCAAAUUAUCACUUGAAAAUAAAAUGACACAGCGACGCACACCAGCUGCAUCGGCAGCCAUCAACAGUCAUCAGAUAAUUUUCGCUUUUGUUGCGUCAAUUGUGUGGUUGGCGAGUGACGCUUGCGCAUUGCCAGCUAUAAAUACGCUGCUGGGCUUACCGACAUACAAUUCACAUCCACAAGUUGACAUGCAGCAAGCAUUACUGAAUGAAUUGUUUGACAAUGUUAAUGAAGAUGCAUUUUUCAGUGAAUUGAAAAAAUACCAACACCAGCAACCAACAUAUCUCAGUAAGUGGGCCGGCUUACGUGACAUCUUACCAACGUUUGAUUACGGAGAAGAACAUGCCGAUUCUGGUGAUACGGACGACAGUUACGAGACAUCCAAUACACGUCUAGUUGACCAUCUACAACAGCUAGCUACGAACUCAGUGGACGGCAUAGGUGUAGGCGACGUACGUGCUGAUAACCCCGCUGUUAUUCAGCCGGUUAUGCCAUUUAGGAAGAAGCCUCAAUCGGGACCCGUUGCAUUCAAAGAUCAUGGCAUUAAAAAGAAUAUACAAUUACACAAGCAAUAUAUGUCACCGUGCCAUUUCAAAAUCUGCAACAUGGGACGCAAACGGAACGCCCGCUAUUUAGAUGAUUGAAUUUGAAUUUACAAAAAUCUUUCGAAAAUACCAAAUUAAAAAUUCAUAUCGGCCAAAGCUACUUAAUAUUUAUGCUAUAUACAUACGUAUGUUCGUACAUAAGCCCGCUUAUUUGUGUACAAUGCGUGUUGGUAGUUGUUAUUUAUGAUAAAUAGUAAUAUACAUACAUACAUAUAUAUACCCUUAACUGGGUGGGAGAGACGUACAAAAAGUAUUCUUAUCAAAUUGUAAUUUAUAUAAAAGUUAAUUCAUUCAUAGUACCGUUAUACAAUAUACGUACAUAAUACGAACAUGCAUAAAACACUAAUGGAGUAACAAACAAAAUAGUAUUUAUUGUCUUUUAAAUCCAGCGAAAUACACGAGUACAUACAUAUAGUAUGUGGAACAGCUUCUAAUAAAAGCAACAGUUGAAAACAUGUCAAUUACGAUUGAAUAAGACGAAGCAUUAUGCCAUUGCUCUUUUAGUAUUAGAAUAUCGAUAGGAAUGAAGGAAAAAUUAUCUAUCACACACAUACAUGCACACAUUUGCACAUGAAGCGGUGUUUGUGUAGAGUAAUUUUUUUUUUUUUUUUUGUAAUCAUAACACCCGAAAUAGGUCGAAGCAUAGUUGUGUAUAAAAUAUUUAAAUUAUAUAUAACAGUGGAAAAUGAAAAGGAAAAGUAAAUAAAAGA